GCCGCCCAGCUUUCAUGAGGACCCUCCGUUACAGCGGUCGCCCAGCUCCCCAUAACGCUAACGGAGAGCCCAGAAUUUUGUAAGAAAAAACAGUAAUUGUUUUUUUUUAUGAUAAUUUUUAGCUUGAUCAGCAUUAUAUUGGAUUGGGUCGGUGGAGAGGAAUUCUCUUUUAAAGGCCUAUGGGAACAGAGGUUCUAAACAUAUCUAUGGAUAAGCAAUCAGAAUCUACUACAUCAAAUGCAGCAGAUGGUACUAAUCAAGUCAAUAAUCUCAAUCCUGAAUCCUCUUCUGCUGAUGAUCCUAGUCAAGCUCGAAGAGAUCUUUGGGGUCCUAGACUUUUUCGAAAAUCUAGUGAACCAAAAGAAUUGAAAGAAUCAAAGGAAUUGAAAGAAUCAAAAGAACUGAAAGAAGCGAACGAGUUGCAAGAAUCAAAAGAAACAAAAGAAUCGGCAGAGUCAAAAGAACAAAAUGAAUUGGAAGAAUCAACAGAACCAAACGAAUCAAGAGAACCAAAAGAAUCAAAAGAACCAAAAGAAUUGAAAGAAUCAAAAGAACCAAAAGAAUUGAAAGAAUCAAAAGAACCACAAGAAUCAAAAAAAUCUGAAGAGUUGGAAGAAUCGAUAGAAUCAAAAAAAUCAAAAGGAGCGAGAGAAUCGGAAGAACCAAAAGAAUCACGAGAAUUGAAAGAACCAGAAGAAUUGAAAGAACCAGAAGAAUUGAAAGAACCAGAAGAAUCGAACGCGUCUGACAUGAAGAAAAACAGUGUCACCUCUCCAGUUGAAGAAUCAAAAGAAGUGACUGUCACCUCUCCAGUAGGAGCACUUAGCGUUCAUCAAGAAGCUCAGUCACCAAAGCAGGAUUUGAAACCUGAAAGUCAGAAGCCAACCAAUCAUGAAGAUUCAGUUUCUCCCACUAAAGCUUCACCAAUACCUUCUAAUGUUCGAACCAUAAAGACGCGUCACACUGCUUGUGCCAAGUCUGCUUUGGGUGGAAACCGGUCUUCAACUAAUUGUGCCGUAAAUAGAAACAAAUCUACUAAGAUAACAGCUAGUCAGUCAACUGACAAUCCAAGGAAAUCUAAGUCAUUACAGGGGAGCCCAGACCACAAAAUGAAGAAGCCUUUGCAAUUUGACGGUGCAACAAACACAGAGGAGGAGGAUGCUUGCUCUCCUUCUUCAACCGCAACAUCUGGAAAAUCUCCCAAAGCUCGGACGACGGUAGCAAUUGCCCCUGUUUUUAGAUGCAGUGAGCGUGCAGAGAAGCGGAAGGAGUUCUAUGCUAAGCUAGAACAGAAGCAACAAGCACUGGAGGAAGAGAAAAUGCAAUCUGAAGCUAGGAGUAAGGAAGAAAUGGAGGCUGCUCUGAAACAAUUUCGAAAGAGUUUGGUUGUCAAAGCAAACCCAAUGCCAAGCUUUUACCAACAGGGGCCUCCUCCUAAGGUUGAACUCAAGAAGAUACCUCCAACACGUGCAAAAUCCCCCAAGCUUGGUCGAAGGAAGAGCUUGAAUGAUGCAACCACACGAGAUGACACUGACGACACAUGUUCUCGAUUGAGUCGUCGUAGCCUUGCUGGCAGCAAAGAAGAUGGCAAAAAGGCAGAAAUUGGUCCGAAGAUUGGUAACGGAGCUUCCGAAGACAAACAAGGGCUUAAACCUCUGAAGAAAAGUUCUACUAAGGUCACUGAAAAUAAAUCUACUGAUACUUCCAUGACGUCUUGACUUGCUGAUACUUGACUGAAAAUAAAAAACUGUGAGAGCUUUUUCCCAAGUGUGACAGGUUGUAACCAGGGCUUUUGUGAUGUAGUGAAGUUAUGCAAGUUAUAUGGAAAUUUGUAUAAAAUUGUACUUGACAACUGAA
This is a messenger RNA of Asparagus officinalis (garden asparagus), 1857 nucleotides long. RefSeq names its product protein WVD2-like 3. Gene Ontology annotation, biological process: microtubule cytoskeleton organization. Gene Ontology annotation, molecular function: microtubule binding. NCBI's taxonomy places the organism in Eukaryota, Viridiplantae, Streptophyta, Magnoliopsida, Asparagales, Asparagaceae. Bases 180 to 1718 code for a protein of 512 amino acids. The record is from RefSeq and is a predicted model, not a curated record. The transcript has 7 exons.